AUGGCAGGCAAGAAAGGAGCUGGCGAGAACAGCAAGAAGGUCGCGGGUAAUGCCCGCAAGGCCGAGGCUGCCGCACAAAAAGCUGCUGCCGAAGGCGCGAAGAAAGCGGCUGCCGAGGACGCCGAAUGGUCCAAGGGCUCCAAGAGCAACGCGAAGAAGGAGGCGGAAGCCGCCAAAAAAGCCGAAGCGGCCCGGAAGAAGGCUGAGCGUGACGCCAUGCUCAAGGAGGAGGAAGCCAGCAAUCCGGGACGAGCCGCGCCCAAGAACUCCAAGACAGCCGUCAAGAAGACCCGUGGGCUCGACUUGUCGCAGCUUGACGGCAAUGGGGGUUCCUCGUCCGCGCUCAACGCCUCUGGUAUCGACAACGCCCUAGACGCCCUCUCGCUGACGGGUUCCUCCGACGCAAAGGUCGACAGGCAUCCCGAAAGACGAUUCAAGGCCGCGUAUGCGGCCUUUGAGGAACGUCGUCUCAAGGAGAUGGAUGACGAUGGCUCAGGCCAAGGUCUGCGCUUGCAGCAGAGGAAGGACAAGAUUAGGAAGGAGUUCGAGAAAAGCCCCGAGAAUCCCUUCAACCAAGUCACCGCCAACUACGACGCCACAAGGGAGGACUUGGCUCAGCUGAAGGCGAGCGAGAAGAAGAAAAUUGAGGCUAGACUUGGUUCCAAGUAG
Colletotrichum truncatum is the source of this 669-nucleotide messenger RNA. RefSeq lists its product as uncharacterized. Lineage: Eukaryota; Fungi; Ascomycota; Sordariomycetes; Glomerellales; Glomerellaceae. Gene Ontology annotation, biological process: transcription by RNA polymerase II. The record is from RefSeq and is a predicted model, not a curated record. Gene Ontology annotation, cellular component: nucleus. Gene Ontology annotation, molecular function: transcription coactivator activity.